AUGGACGAAUCAAACCAUAGCGAAACGUUUGUGGUUGCUUUGGAUCUUGGAACAACCUACAGUGGAUAUGCAUUCUCAUCGAGGUCCAACCCACUGAAAAUCAUUUCAAACACAUGGUUUUGUGGAAGUAAGAAUGUGUCGUCAAAAACACCUACAUGCGUUUUACUUCACAAUGACGUAUUCGAUUCAUUCGGAUACGAUGCUGAAACCAAAUACUUUCAGUUUGCUGAGGAAGGACAGGAUGAGGGCUGGCGUCUAUUUAGCAGAUUUAAGAUGGUCUUGCACGAACAAGCGGCCGGGAUAGACACUUCGAGGCUUAAGCUUGCUCUAGAACCAGAGGCUGCAUCCAUCUGGUGUGAGUCACAUAGUGCCGAGGCGAGCAUUGCUCUGGCAGGAACUGGGACAUGCUACAUGGUCGUGGAUCUAGGAGGAGGGACAGCCGAUAUUUCAGUUCAUGAGAGGAAAGCAGAUGGAACAUUGAGGGAAAUACAUAGAGCUAGCGGUGGGGAUUGGGGCGGCACGAACGUUGAUAACAACUUCAUUGGACUUUUAGAAGAAGUAUAUGGUAGUGAAAGAAUGCAUGAGCUGAAAACAAAGUUCCAAGAUGAUUAUCUUGAACUUCUAAGGGAAUUUGAAGCUAAAAAAUUGGCCUUUCAGCCAAACCAUGGUAAAUUGUCACUCAAACUUCCGGAAAGUUUACAUAAAAGCGCAAAUCCCGGUGUUACAAAAUAUAAAGACAAGAUGGAAGUACAGCCCGGCAAAAUUAGAAUUGAGGCGAAGAAUUUCGCAUCAUUAUUCUUUGAUGACAUCAUAACAAAGAUUGCUAACCAUUUGAAAGAACUCUUUAAGCAACCGAAACUUCGAAGUGUUCAAACGAUAAUUUUAGUUGGAGGGUUUGCCGAAUGCGGAUAUUUACAGGAAGAAGUAAAAGCAGAAUUUCGUGAAAAACAAUUAAUUGUGCCCGAAGAUCCUGGUAUGUCGGUCCUUAAAGGGGCUGUAAAAUUUGGUCAUUUUCCACUCAUUGUGACAUCCAGAAUAAUGAAAUAUACAUAUGGAAUCGAAAUACAUCGCGUCUUCGAUGAAAAGAAACACAAACACAUUAAACCAGUGUACAACGAGAAGGCAAAAUGUCACUUCAUUGAAAAUUACUUCAGUGUGUUUGUCUCCGUAGAUGAAGAAAUGAAGACCGACGCUAAGUUUACUCAAAUGUUUGAGCAAAGGUAUGGCAGUGACAGAACGCUUAUCAAUAUAUUUCGAUCAACGCUAAAAGAUCCGUCGCUUGUAACAGAACCGGAAAGUGAAAAAGUAGGAACUGUAGAUAUACGGCAUCCCGUUGACAACGUAAAAAUAUACGUCACAUUCAUGUUUGGUGAAACCGAGCUGAUAGUCAAAGCAAGGAUUCAGGAGACUGGCAAAGAGGAGAUAGUGUCUGCCUACUGGCCACUGAAUGCUGGUGUCUGCCUACUAGACGCAAACUACUGGUGUCUGCCUGCUGGAUGCCUAAUACAGAUUUCUGGCUACUUGUCGCCUAAUAGUGUAAUCUACCUACUUGACGCCAAAAGACUUGUGUCAGCCUACUGGAUGCCUCAUCUAAUACAGAGACUUCUGGCUACUGGUCGCCCAAAAGUGGCUUCUGCCUACGUGACGCCAAAUACUGGUGUCUGCCUACAGGACGUCUAA
Mya arenaria is the source of this 1680-nucleotide messenger RNA. Its product is annotated as heat shock 70 kDa protein 12A-like. The record is from RefSeq and is a predicted model, not a curated record. Gene Ontology annotation, molecular function: ATP binding; ATP-dependent protein folding chaperone. The transcript has 4 exons. Lineage: Eukaryota; Metazoa; Mollusca; Bivalvia; Myida; Myidae. Bases 1 to 1680 code for a protein of 559 amino acids.